CUAGAUUUUGGCGAUGCUCUUUCCUAAUACCACCACUAGAGGGCGGUAGAGACCGGCAGUCGAGGUGCAGGCGGUGGCGGACGCACGCGCUGGUGGAUGUACUCACCUACUCGCUUGUCCUUGCGUGGAAUGCACGCGUGCCUCCUCUGCGGCUGCGGCUGCUGCUGCUCGACUGCUGCUGCGUGAGUCCACCGAGGAUGGGAGGAGGAAGCCUCGUCCUGGUGCUGGCGCUUCACUUUGUGUGGCUCCUGCACUCCGUGCUGGUAAGCUCCGCCCACUGCGACGCAGUCUUCAAAGGCUUCUCGGACUGUCUGCUGCAGCUGGGAGACAACAUGGCCAACUACCCCCAAGACCUGGACGAGCAGCAGAACCUGCACAGGAUCUGCACGAAGACUGAGAGACCCCCGCCAUCUUCUUGGAGCAGCAGCAGCAGAAGCUAUUGGGACGACUUCCACUCCUGCGCCAGCACAGCGUUGGCCGACUGUCAGGAGGGCGCCACCGACCUUUGGGAGAAACUCAAGAAGGAAUCUCGUAAUUUGGAUUUUCGCGGGAGCUUGUUUGAACUGUGCGGCGGGGGUAACGGCGCCCCCAGGUGGGGGACAGCCGGGGGGCUGGGGGCCCUACUGGCGGUGCUGCCCAGCGUGCUGACGUGGUUGGCCCUUUAAGACUAACAAAAACAACACUCUGGAAAAGGACAAAAAAAGAACGAACAAAGUCAAGAAAAACUGCAAAGUAGAACAAGAUGGAUUCUCUUUGCCCUCAAUUUUGCCUUCCUGGCGCAUCGGCCAAUCGCCACAUCAGGACAAACCACCACAUUUGGAGGAAUUCCAAAAGUAUUCCAGGCAAACAGGAACGUUUGCUAAUGGAGGUCUCCGUGAUGACGGCGGGUAACCGCUGGCACCAGUGCAGAACAUUGGGGUCCAUUCAGAGACACCGUGCUGAACGCGGCCAUCUGUGUGGCGCUAAAAGAAAAAAAAAAAAAAGCAAGCAAGCCACAUCACACCAGAUUUUGCUUCUUGCACCAAAUUGUGGACCCCUGCAACAUGACUUGCAAGGCUAACACCUUACAGUAUUUGACUUUUAGCAGCUAGCUUGCAAACCUGCGAGCUGUUUUUUUUUUUUUUUUUUUUUUUUUUUUUUUGUCUUUGUUUGUUUGUGGUGGCAGACAGGAAGUUAGCAUUCAGCCUGUGGAUGGAUGUCGACCUGCAUGAUGUCGCUUCUUAACACUUUUCAGGAAAUGAGCACAAACGCCAAAGUUUUAGCUAUUGCUAACCUAGCAUAGCAGUGCUAAUCUAACAGGUGAAGCACAGCAAUCCAGCCCGCUGCUAACACGAGCUGUGCUAAUGCUCAUAUUCAGAUGAGCCACGUUUAUAAAUACAAAAUGUUACUUACACUUAAAUGGUAGCUAACACUGUCGUUUAAGCAGCUAACAGAGAUUAGCUGUGGCUAACUGUUGACAUUAGCAGCUCGGACAAGGAUUAGCACGGUAAAGCCGUCAAAGACAGCGAGGACUUUGUUCUAAAAUCCCUUCUAAGAGUGUCUGCUUUCAGGGUUAGCUCACAUUUAGCACGGAAGCUAGGUGUUUUUUUUUUUGUUGUUGUUUUCAAAAGUUGUGUCGUCAGCGUUGUGCUCCUUUCCUGAAACCCCUGAGAAGUUUUCUUUGGAUGUAAGUAGUAACAUUAGCGUUAGCGUUGUGUUGUAAACGCAGGAAAAAAAAAAUCCAAACACAAAGAGCAAUACGACGUCAAGGCCAGUGUAGUAGCUCCAAAAAAAAAAACACCAAUAAGAUUCCAUCAAUCAA
Dunckerocampus dactyliophorus (ringed pipefish) is the source of this 1801-nucleotide messenger RNA. It is a transcript of the gene nrn1a, whose product is annotated as neuritin 1a. Gene Ontology annotation, cellular component: plasma membrane. The record is from RefSeq and is a predicted model, not a curated record. The transcript is spliced from 6 exons. Lineage: Eukaryota; Metazoa; Chordata; Actinopteri; Syngnathiformes; Syngnathidae. The coding region runs from base 198 to 665 and encodes 155 amino acids. Gene Ontology annotation, biological process: nervous system development; neuron projection extension.